AUGCAGUUGCAGUCCUUCAUGUCAGAUCGGGCGAGUACCAUACUGCGAUCCCACAUCUACUCCGAAGCUGGGGUAGGUUGGCGCAGUACAUCUGAGAUUCCCCUAGCCGAGGAAGUAACCAGAGAGGUCGGCAUACUUCCGAAGCCCAAUAAUCUCAAUGCUGCAUACCCGAGCAAGGAUGCCUAUCUCGAGGUCCAGUACAGCAUUCUUCGGCAUGAGGGUGUCGAACCACUCCGUAAGGCUGUGCAGGAGUACAGGUCCGCCCCUGAGAUGACAGAAAGCACCGAAACAUGCGUCUACACUGAGGUUUUCGUUCGCGGAGCCAACAUCAUCCGCCUCGGAGUCAUGGUGCGAGUCACCUUCUCAGCCAUACGCACCCGCCAGCUCGUCAACUGGCCUGCAUCUCAGCGUCUUGUCCCGGGAACCGUCGUUGCACUCUCGCCCAUCUCUGACAACUUCAAGACGCAAUGCAUCGUGGCUGUUGUGACGGGCCGCUACGACGAGGCCAUCGACAGCCCAGUGACCCCUCCUCCGCUGGAUUUAGAGAUCCACGAUCCCCAAGCGACUGCGAACACUAUGGAACCUGACCAAGAGUUCGUCAUGAUCGAGGCCCGGUCCAACUACUUCGAGGCGGUUCGACAUGUCAUGGAAGGUCUGAAGCAGGCUGCAAAGUCCGAGUCGCCGUUUGACAAGUACCUGUUCAAAGGCGCGAAUUCUGUUGACAGGCCACUAUUCCUACCAAAGUCCACGUCUUCUUUGGAUGUCUCGGCGCUUUGCGAAAGCACGCGGUCCCGCGCUGCUCCCCUUCGCAUCCCUACUCUUGGCGAUGUGCCUGACUAUGCCCAAAAGAAGGCGGGUCUAGACGGGUCACAAAUGCUCGCACUGCAGCGCAUGGUCACCAAAGAGCUGGCCAUUGUUCAAGGACCUCCUGGAACCGGGAAGACUCACACAUCCAUGGCCGCGCUCAGUGUUCUACUGAUCAUGCAGCCAGCCAAUAUUCCGAUCAUCAUUACGGCCCAAAAGAACGAUACUGUUGACGAGCUGUUAAUUCGUUGCCACAAGCUCGGCGUGAGCUUUGUUCGUCUUGGUGGACAGGCCAAGGAUGCGACGGUCUCCCAGCGGACUCUUUUCAAUCUGCGGACACAGUCGCGAGGGAGAUGGAGAAGAGAUCAUUUCCAGAAACGACUUGAUUCCCUUAAAUCCCAGGCUAAGCUUCUCCUUCAGCGCUGCUUUCCGCCGUUUCUUCAGCAGCUGAUCCUGCCCGAGCAUCUUCACGAAAUUGGCCUGAUCACCGGUCAGCAGCAUGCCUCGAUCAUGGAUGGGUGGAGUGGCUCUGUCGACCACAUUGCAGGAGAAGUCUCCAAGCAUCCGUUCGGGCCUUGGCUUGGAGACCAGGUGCUGUCUGCUGAGCCACACCGAAGCAUCCAUGUGCCUUUGAAAAACGAGGUUGGCAGCGAGGGAGGUUGCAAUUCUGAAGACGGCGGGUCCAGCUUCUCCGUGAACGCGAAGAAGGAACAGCUGUCAGGCAAGCCCAUCCUGAUCUCACGUUGGAACGGCAUGAAAAUGACCACGGAUCCAUGUGACGACUGGGAGAUUCGCGCUCGGCGGCUCUUGGAUCAUCAUCAGGACCUGUGGGAUGUCUCAAGUCGCUACCGCGGAACUGUAUACCGGCACCUCGAGCAGCGAUACAUCGCCUCCACCAAAGUAGCUCUCGGGAAAAUAUUCGAGAAGAUCAACGACGUCGCCAAGGAACUGAAGUUCGCCAGAUGGCAAGAAGAUAUCGACACGAUCCGGAAAUCAGGAGCGCGUAUUAUAGGGUGCACAACAACGGGCCUCACCAAGUACCGCGGGCUCAUCGCCGCUCUGGAGCCCCGGGUCAUGAUGAUUGAAGAGGCCGCCGAAACCCGAGAGGCCAACGUCACCGCGGCAUUGUUCCCAUCUCUGCAGCAGAUGAUUCUCGUUGGCGACCACAUGCAGCUGGCGCCGCAUGCCGACGUGCUAGAGCUGAGCAGGCCGCCUUUCCAUCUCAACGUCUCGCUAUUCCAGCGUCUUGUGGAGAGAGGCGUAGAGUACUCAAGUCUUCAGGUACAAAGACGGAUGGCACCGGACAUUCGCGAGCUGCUCAAUGCUUGGUACCCGCUUCUGGUCGAUCACGAGUGCACCCGCAGCCAGGAUACUGUCCCCGGGAUGGGUUCUCAGCGUUUGUUGUGGUUUGACCACGAGCGUCCCGAGUCAACGAAUCGCUAUGCCAGCAAGUUCAACGCAUUCGAGGCCGAGAUGAUUGUGGGGCUGUACAGCCAUCUGACGACCAACGGAACGGAACCAUCUGAGAUCACUAUCUUGACUUUCUACAGCGGCCAAAAGGCCUACAUCGAGAAUCUUCUGCGCCACAAGAACCGCAGUCGUACUGUUUUGCAUGGACGAACAGGCGUGGAGGGCCGAAGAGGCUUCGGGCCGGAGGUCCAGACUGUGGACGGAUACCAGGGAAAGGAGAACGACGUUGUUUUGGUCUCGGUCACACGUAGCCCAGAGGAUAGGAAGAAGCCUGGCGCCGGUUUCUUGAGCGACUUGAGGCGUGUAAUUGUAGCCCUCAGUCGCCCGCGGCGGCUGCUCGCAAUGUUUGGGGACGCGCAGAACCUACUCGACUCCUCAGCCCGACCCAUCUGGAGUGAGGCGCUGAACAGGAUGAAGUGUUCCAGAGCUAGCUAUGUCGCCGUAUUCUGCGAGGAGCAUCGGAGAGAGAUCCGUAUCAGCCAGCCGGACGAAUGGGAGAUGCUCGCAGGAGACGGGGGCUGCGGCAUGCGCUGUGGACGACGGAUGGACGCCCGCGAAGCGCCUUGUGAUAGGAAGUGUCAUAGGUAG
Molecule: messenger RNA, 2862 nt
Organism: Colletotrichum karsti
Lineage: Eukaryota; Fungi; Ascomycota; Sordariomycetes; Glomerellales; Glomerellaceae
Product: dead box helicase
Exons: 3
Coding region: 1-2862 (953 amino acids)
Biological process (GO): regulatory ncRNA-mediated heterochromatin formation
Cellular component (GO): nuclear RNA-directed RNA polymerase complex
Molecular function (GO): helicase activity
Source: RefSeq, a predicted model, not a curated record